UUUGGCACGGCAAACGGCUCGUAGCGAGGAAUAGAAUUGAACGAGAUUUACGCGAACUGACACAAAAAAUGGACACCAAACCUGCACCGAAGAAGCAAAAGAAGGAACAAUUGGAAGUAAAGGUGUUGGACGAAGCACUAACUCCUUCUACUGGACCGUCCAGCGUGCCACAGCGUGGACCAUCACCGCAACCUGGACGGUCAGGGUAUCCCGCAUCUUUUCGUCCAAACAAUGCACCCAAUGUAACGGCAAGGGUAAUCAAGCGGCGUAGGCUAAUAGUCAGUCGUGCCUUCCACGAGAAUCUGAUGGAAACGUUGCGGGCGUUUCAUAGAGCCACAACAGAAAUGCUUAACCGAUUGAAACGACCAACUGACCCAGUAGAUGCUGAGCUGUCGGGGAUGGGCCACGUGAUCCGGAAUUGGUCACCAGAACGUCGCAGACGGUGUUUACUACGGAUGCAAAGAAUAGUUAUCGAGGAAGAAGCAGAUCAUUUUGAAAAAACCUUUGGACGGAAAAUCGGAGAAGUGAAAAAGGUUACCUAGAGCAGUACUUUCGUCGGACCUGAUAUUAUUUCAUUUGAAUUUAAUUGCUUUAUGAAUAAUAUGAAACUUUUGUGAUUUUGAAUGUAAUAGAACUAAACUAAACGAUAUCCUUAAAAUAUAUAUUAAUGAAAUAUAAAAUACUGCAC
This is a messenger RNA of Anopheles merus, 688 nucleotides long. RefSeq lists its product as uncharacterized. The transcript is spliced from 4 exons. The coding region runs from base 69 to 542 and encodes 157 amino acids. NCBI's taxonomy places the organism in Eukaryota, Metazoa, Arthropoda, Insecta, Diptera, Culicidae. The record is from RefSeq and is a predicted model, not a curated record.